AUGAGUGGGACAAGUUCUUCACUUGGCCGUCAGUCGAGGCAGUCCCAGGACUCCCCAGGGCGUUCCACGCCCCAACCACCGUUAUGUCCAGUGCCCGUACCAACUGUUAGCCAGGCCUCGAACCAAUUACCAUCUCCCAUCGAAACCCAGGAGCCAACCCCGUCGGUCUCCGCCCCCACUGGUCGUAGGGUGGAAGAAGGCUUUAGCAACGCUGCGGCCUCAAUAGCAAACAACGUACGCCAGACGGUGGAGUACCGCGCGGCGUGGGAUCUGGAGCUGUGGCGUGCCAUUCAGGCAUCCAAGCUUCGGCAGCAGCUGGAAACACAAAAAAAGAAGGCGCUGACGGAGUUGUCACGUUUGGUUAAAACAAGGGAGCAGCAGGCGGUAGCGGGUCUCGAAAUGCGGGAGCAGGAGGUUUCCCGCCGGGAGCAGCGAUUGGCUGAGGAGGAGAAGCAAAUGGAGCGGCGGAAGUGGCGCCUCGUUGAGAUGGAGAAGGAUGUCCGGCUCCUGCGGCAACAGUUAGUGGACGCUCGUCGGCGUGCAGGAACGGACGCGAAGGUGGAGGUGCGACGUGCUAAAGAGGACGCAGAUCACGCUAUUGAGUUGCAAGAACAGCGCGUGCAAGCUGCAGAGGCACAGGCAAAACGCGCGGAUGAGCGCUUACAGCAGGCGCAGAGGGACUACUUAGCACUUUCGGAGGAGUUCCACCGCUUUCGGACCCGCGAACUCACAUCCCCACCUGAGAAACUCAGCACCGUCGAGGCGCGAAUGCGGUCAGAGUUUGUGAUGGAACAGCAAAACCUUCAGGAUAGGCUAGAGCGACGGCAUCAGGAGAGGUUGCAGCAGGUAGAAGACCGUUGCAGCAGGCUUCAGGAAGAGAACAGUAGACUCACUGAAUUGUCUAUUAGACGAAAGGAACAGCUGCGGCGGAGUGCGGAUGAGAUAGAUCGUCUAAAGCAGUUGAACAGGGAGUUGGAGGAGCGGCUAAGAAAGGUGGGCCAGAAGUCGUUAUCCAUUGAUAGUGCAGCAGAUGUUAAGGAAAGGAAAAGAUGUCAAAGGGGCGUAGCUUCACCGAGCCUAGAGGCCCAAACUGAUCCUGAUAUUGCCGCCCUCGUGAGGGAAGUUGAAAGGCUCCGGAGCGAACGGCGCAUUAUCGUCGAGACUAGUGCCGGUGCUUUAGAUGAAGACAGUGAUGUGGUGCGGUCGCUGGAUAAAAGAAUUAAUGACAUAUUAGAUCAACUUCGAGCUCACGGCACGGUUUCGUGUUCGAUCGCUGUAUGA
Trypanosoma brucei brucei TREU927 is the source of this 1281-nucleotide messenger RNA. RefSeq lists its product as hypothetical. Gene Ontology annotation, cellular component: centrosome; centriole. The transcript has a single exon. Gene Ontology annotation, biological process: interkinetic nuclear migration; centrosome cycle; positive regulation of centriole elongation. Lineage: Eukaryota; Euglenozoa; Kinetoplastea; Trypanosomatida; Trypanosomatidae. The record is from RefSeq and is a predicted model, not a curated record. Bases 1 to 1281 code for a protein of 426 amino acids.